AAAAAUAAAAAUAAAUUAUAGCCUCCUUGAUUUUCUCCGUUACCGUAUUAGAUAAUUCCGUCUUCCCAGAUUUCAAUGAGCACCUUAGACUAUUUCUAGCAAACGCAAUACAUACACUGAUAGAUAAGCCUGCUUAGACCCAAAAAACUGAAUAGUGAAUAUAGCAAAAAUGGCAGAAAAAACCACCAGCCACGAGAAUACAAGGCAUGCAGUGGUGACAGGGGGAAACAAAGGAAUAGGAUAUGAAACAUGCAGGAAACUACUAGCUGCAAAGGAAGGAGUAGUGGUAGUGUUGACAGCAAGGGAUGAAAAGAGAGGAAUUGAAGCUCUUGAGAAGCUCAAAGAGGAGUACGAUGAUCAGAUUUUGUUUCAUCAACUUGAUGUUAUGGAUCCAGCUAGUAUUUCUUCUCUCGUGGACUUCAUCAAAACUAAAUUUGGAAAGCUCGAUAUUCUGGUACUAUUUAUUCUCCCUUCGAUUCACUUUAAUUGA
Nicotiana tabacum (common tobacco) is the source of this 490-nucleotide messenger RNA. The record is from RefSeq and is a predicted model, not a curated record. NCBI's taxonomy places the organism in Eukaryota, Viridiplantae, Streptophyta, Magnoliopsida, Solanales, Solanaceae.